Molecule: messenger RNA, 567 nt
Organism: Prunus armeniaca (apricot)
Lineage: Eukaryota; Viridiplantae; Streptophyta; Magnoliopsida; Rosales; Rosaceae
Source: the annotation of a GenBank genome assembly
AUGGCCAUUGCAACAGCUCUAGUAAUUUUGCUGCUUGCAGCCCCAGCAGUUUAUGGAGUGCAGCACACUGUUGGUGACGCAGAUGGCUGGGAAUCAAAUGUAGAUUAUGUCACUUGGGCUGCUAGUAAAACCUUCACUGUUGGUGACACUCUUUUGUUCACCUAUGGUGCUUCCCACUCAGUGGAUCAAGUAAAUCAAGCAGGCUACAGUAGUUGCAGUUCAAGCAAUGCCAUCGGAACCCAUAGUGAUGGGAACACAUCAAUCCCCCUCUCACAAGCUGGUCCAGUCUAUUUCAUCUGCCCUACUCCAGGUCACUGUGCCAAUGGCAUGAAGCUUACAGUCACUGUUGUGGCAGCUGGCAGCCCCCCUACCACUUCUCCCACCACUCCAUCUCCACCAGCCACAACCCCGUCUCCACCCACCACCACUCCGUCUCCGUCCACCACUCCUGCCGGCAAUAAUGGUUCGUCCCCGCCACCCCCGCCACCUUCCGGAGCCGCAGCUCUUAGCAUGAAUAUGCUUGGGGUUCCACUUGCGAUGGCAACCUUGGUUGCAUUCAUGGGCUAG